AUGUCUCUAAUCCGUGCUCGUAAUGGCGCCGACGCACCUCCAACCCGCGCAGCCGACUUCGCUCAAGACCCUCAGAAAACUUCCACCAAGGGCAAGGUACCGACAGGAUAUGCACAGGAAAUCGCCAUCUCGGAGCAGAGCUUUCGAAAUCUUCACCGAGAUGUCCAGUCGCAGUCGCGAGCCGGCAAGAAAAGGAAGCGAGAGACCAAAGGCGACAGUGGGACGGUAUAUGGCGCAUCAUCUUACAAAGGACCUUGGGCGAAGUAUGAAGAGCGAAGGAUUGACAGUGAUAGCGGGGAGGAGGUGGAGGUGGAGAUAGAAGAGGGAGACGAGAGCGGGGAGGACGAGGUCGUGCAAUAUGAAGAGGAUGCGAUCGUGCCGGUACCCGCGAAGGGAACGUUGGCAGGCACCGGCUAUGCGGAGACUGGCGCUGAGAAGGAGACAAGUGUAUUUGAAGGAACCCAACAACACGACUACCAGGGACGGACGUACAUGCAUGUACCGCAAGACCUGGAUAUCGACCUUACGAGCGACUUUGAGAACCUGAGCCUGAAGUGCUACUACCCCAAGAAGCAAGUCCACUCCUUCACGCCACACUUCAGCGGCAAGCCAGCGCACGAGAAGAGCAUCACAGGACUCAAGUUCUUCCCAUCUUCAGGCCACCUCCUACUAUCCUCAGCAGCAGACGGCAAAGUCAAGCUCUGGGACGUCUACCACGACCGCGAACUCCUCCGCUCCUACACCGGCCACACCAAAUCAGUCGUCGAUAUCGAUUUCACUCCGGACGGCACAAAGUUUCUCUCCGCCAGCUACGACCGCCAGAUCAAAGUCUGGGACACCGAGACUGGAGCCUGUCUAGGCCGCUACAGCAGCGGCAGCACCCCCCAUGUCGUGCGCUGGCAGCCCGACGACCGCAGCGGGAAAGAAUUCCUAGCCGGCAUGCACGACAACAAAAUCGUGCAAUUCGACACACGCAUCGAGCCCGGCGCAUCAGGUGACAAAAAGAACCCGGUCCAGGAAUACGACCACCAUCUCGGCCCCGUCAACACCAUAACCUUCUGCGACGAGAACCGCCGCUUCAUCACCACCUCCGACGACAAGAGUUUGCGAGCCUGGGAAUACAACAUCCCUGUCCCCAUCAAAUUCAUCGCCGAGCCGCACAUGUUCCCCCUCACCUCCUCCGCCGUGCACCCGACCAAACCCGCCAUUUUACUGCAGAGCGCGGAUAACACGAUCCAAGUCUACAACACCGGCGAGAAGAUCCGGCAGAACCGCAAAAAGGACUUCCGCGGGCAUAAUACAGCUGGGUAUAGAGUAGGAUUGGACGUGAGCCCCGACGGUGGAAUCGUGGUGAGCGGGGAUUCGGCUGGGUAUUUGUGUGCGUGGGAUUGGAAGACGUGUAAGCUGUGGCAUAAGCUGAAGGCCGGGGAGAACGGGAAGGCGGUCGUGGCGGUGGGGUGGCAUCCGAGGGAGAGCAGUAAGGUGGUUACCGGGGAUUUGGAGGGUAUGGACUGA
Molecule: messenger RNA, 1515 nt
Organism: Saxophila tyrrhenica
Lineage: Eukaryota; Fungi; Ascomycota; Dothideomycetes; Mycosphaerellales; Extremaceae
Exons: 2
Coding region: 1-1515 (504 amino acids)
Biological process (GO): mRNA splicing, via spliceosome
Cellular component (GO): catalytic step 2 spliceosome
Molecular function (GO): mRNA binding; protein binding
Source: RefSeq, a predicted model, not a curated record